AUGGUCCCCAUUGUCUCUGUUGCAUCGCCCUCACCACCAAAUCUUGGGCCCCGCAUCGUCGGUGCACCUCCGCCAGGGUUUUUCCUUUUCAGUGCCCCUGAAGUGGAUUUGACAAAUUUGGGAAGUUUACGUCGGGUGGCCGCCCUGUGGUCCAAAACCACUGGUAGCCCGAGCUCACGGCCAAAAAUGAGUCGGGGGAGUUACACCCGUAAAAGGGGCACGGUUUCUUUAGGGGGCCCUUCUUUUCACUGCACACAUUUACAUGUCUACACCCCAGGGAAAUCAUUUCAUGCCCACCCAAAAUUUAGAAGCGUUGGGCAGGGGACGGUCAGGGUCUUUUUCCGCCCAAGUGGCCCCGGGAACACCGGCAGUUUAAACCCUUUUAGCAACUCAGCACGCAUGGGGUUGGGAGGCACCCCAGGAUCAGGGGUCCUUUGGGGCCCCCCCCCCCCCCCGUGUGAGCAAAUAGCCUCCACGGGCGUUUGCCCCAGGCUUUUCAGCGUUUCAAUGGGCACGAACCCGGGCGGUUGGGGCGAGGGGGUAGUUGUACUGGUCAAGGGCCCCCAACCCUGCCAGCGACCCUCUGCUAAAACCUUUAGCGACUUAAAAACUGUUGGGGAGCAUGGUCAGGCCGGAGGUGAAUCGGCCCUAGAGCCGCUCCCAAAUCCUCCUGAAGGGGGCUCCCGGGACGAGGGCGUCAUUUUAAUGGCUACCGCUGAGACCAUGGACUGUCGGGGCCGUUUAAUCACCCCCGUGCCGCUAGCUAUUGGGCAGGGGUUUGCGGCGCCCGGGUGCGCCAAGUCCUCGGGGGAAAAAUCGGGCAACGGCCCCCCACCCAAACCCAAUCCUCGCCCCCCCGACGACUCUUUUGGGAAAGCUCCAAAUUUCCCCACAAGUGCCCAGCUUUCACCAGUUGGCACCCCUUUGGGCCCUUUCCCGGGGAGUGGCUACCCAACCCCUGUAAAACCCCCCCCCUGGGGCCCGCAAGGCUCCCCCCAAAAUGCUACGCCCUCAGCCAAGCUGCGCGCACACAAGCCCCCUGACACCAACAGUCUCUGGGGUUCUGGGAAAUGCAUAAUGGCCCAAAAUACAGGGGCACAGGGUCUUUUCCCGCCCCCGGGUCCACUGUCAGGGGGCUGGCUUCCCCUUAUUUAG
Penaeus monodon (black tiger shrimp) is the source of this 1155-nucleotide messenger RNA. Its product is annotated as basic salivary proline-rich protein 2-like. The transcript has 8 exons. The coding region runs from base 1 to 1155 and encodes 384 amino acids. The record is from RefSeq and is a predicted model, not a curated record. Lineage: Eukaryota; Metazoa; Arthropoda; Malacostraca; Decapoda; Penaeidae.